Molecule: messenger RNA, 1918 nt
Organism: Uranotaenia lowii
Lineage: Eukaryota; Metazoa; Arthropoda; Insecta; Diptera; Culicidae
Product: zinc finger protein 90-like
Exons: 2
Coding region: 306-1430 (374 amino acids)
Biological process (GO): regulation of transcription by RNA polymerase II
Cellular component (GO): nucleus
Molecular function (GO): DNA-binding transcription factor activity, RNA polymerase II-specific; RNA polymerase II transcription regulatory region sequence-specific DNA binding
Source: RefSeq, a predicted model, not a curated record
UUAUUUCAGUUCAUUUUGUAAUUCCGUUUCAGUCUUCAACAUAUCCAAAUCUUCGAUACAUUUAUCAAACUUUCAGUCAAAAAGUUAAGCUAAGUUUUUCAUAAUAACGCAUUGGAUGAAAGUACUGGACGAAUGAGCUGUUACAAGAAUGCUCAGCACCGUUCCCAGAGGAGAUCAUUCCAAUGAUUCCAGUAGACAGUCCUGUCGAAGAUCGUUCAUGAGAUACUACAUAAAAAGGAUCACUAUCACUUUUUUUAAUCUAUAGAGAUUUCCUGUGAUCUAGAAAUUGCCAUUGGUCAUUAAAAAUGUCGUUAGUAGCCGAAGAAAAAAGCUUAUCAUUAGCUGAGAGCACUUCCGCCGGGAGUCAAAUGUUAAAAUGUCCAUUUUGUGAUAAAUGGUUUUCGACUUUUAAUAGUCUUCACAAACAUAAUGCAAUAGUCCACACAAGAAAGAAACUAGAGUUCGGUUGUGGUGAAUGUGGCAAACAUUUUGCAACUAAACGAUAUCUAGAAGAUCACUGUUCAAUUGAACACAUCCGUGAGCCAAGAUAUGCCUGCCAAACUUGUGGGAAAACGUUUUUCCGCUACCAUUUAUAUCGCCCGCACUGUAGAAACGUUCAUCCGGAAGAAUACGCUCGAUUAUUGACUGUCUAUGGGGCCCCACGGAAUAUCCCCUUCAACGAAUUGUACUCCAUGGAUGGUUGCGUUUUUCUUAAAAGCAAUGCUAUUGAUGAGCACGAAGACAAAACUGUAACGGAGUCCAUGGAACUGGAUUGUUUGAUAUGUCUAAAGAAAUGUAACAGUGCGGAAACUUUCGAUGAUCACGUGGCAGAGUCACACAAAGAUUCCGUUAAACUUUCAUGUAUAAAAUGUAGUAAGACCUUUGAUAAGAAGAGUUUGCUGGAAGAUCAUUAUGCUGUUAAACAUCUGGGUAUGUAUCGCUAUGAGUGUGAAAUCUGUGGGCAUGGAUUCAUUAAAAAGAAGCCAUAUAUUACGCAUUUCAAGUUGAGGCAUCCAGAGGAAUAUGCGAAUCUAGUUAAAAAGAACAAAACUCACACUAUCUCUUAUAAACGUUACAACAGUAGGUGUGUUAUGUGUGAUAUAACCUUCCCUAAACAAACGGAUCUGUACGCACAUAUGUUAACUCUACAUUUGUCGCUCACCCAUAGCUGUAAACGAUGUAACGAGUCAUUCGCCUGUACCUCUGGUUUAGAGAAUCAUAUGACUGAAAGGCACAUCGGCGAACCUUGGUACGAGUGUGAAAUUUGCAGGACAAAGUUAUACUCCAAAUUCGAUUACUUUAUGCACUACGAAACGGAUCAUCCGAAAGAUUACAGCGAACUAAUACAAAACAAUGUCUGUAAUGAAUUGCACGACAUCGACGGCUGUGUGGUUGUUGAACGUGUUCCUCUGAUAGUUAACGAACUUUAGGUAAUGUAGAAGGAACAGUCUUGGUAUUACUAAUGACUAAGUUGUUCGCAAUAAGUUUAGUUAUUUGAUAAAGAGUUGCGGCAAUAGUCUGUAUUUUCUGAUAUGUUGGUCAUUUGGGAAACUUUUUCAGUUCCGUUACAAUCUGCCAUAUUAUUCUUCGAUUACAGGCUUUAAGUGUUAUAAAGAAAUUGUUUAGAUUCUAAGUGAGUAAAUAAAGUGUACAUAAAUGUUUCAUAUGAUACAAUUCUGUGUUUGCUACUUCGGAUAGAAAACCUAGGCUUUUCGUCGAUGCUAGACAAGAGUUCAAAUGGUUCAAACACUGGGAAACAUAAAGGAAGACGUCUUAAUCAAGAGAGUAAAAAAUCAAAAAGCAAUGCGACAUAAAAUCAAAAAACAAUGCGAAAAAAAAUUCGCUGAAGACGCUUUCACGUGUCACCUUCUAUCGCCACCAGUGUCUGCCUUCUCAUAUUACCUGCUAUCGAUCAAUG